Messenger RNA from Anarrhichthys ocellatus (wolf-eel), 7645 nucleotides. Its product is annotated as mucin-5AC-like. NCBI's taxonomy places the organism in Eukaryota, Metazoa, Chordata, Actinopteri, Perciformes, Anarhichadidae. The coding region runs from base 29 to 6916 and encodes 2295 amino acids. Gene Ontology annotation, cellular component: extracellular matrix. The record is from RefSeq and is a predicted model, not a curated record. Gene Ontology annotation, molecular function: protein binding. The transcript has 48 exons.
CUGUCAGGACAGGGACUACUCAAGGAUCAUGAGAACAGCCAGGAUGCCACUUGAAUGGGUAAUACCAUGGCUCACCCUCUACCUUGGACUAUCAGCAGCCAGCACUGUCAUGAUUCAGACGGUUUCCAAAAUACCUGUAUUUAGAGAAGUGAGACCUGCUCACAAUGACCAGAUCUGCAGUACAUGGGGAAACUAUCACUUCAAGACUUUCGAUGGAGAUUUCUUCCAGCUUCACUCUACUUGCAACUACGUCCUUGCGUCCCAGUGUAAAGGAAGCUAUGAAAGUUUCAAUAUUCAGAUCCAACGGCAGGAGAUAAAUGGGAUCAGCACAAUUGAAAAGGUCACUCUGAAACUGGAUGGGGCCCUUGUGGAAUUAGUCAAGACUUCAAUCAAAGUCAAUGAAGAGCCCAUCGCUAUACCAUUCAGCCAGGCUGGCAUUUCGAUUGAAAGAGUCGUGUCCUACGUGAAAAUCGAGGCAAAAAUGGGUUUGGUCGUCAUGUGGAAUGAAGAAGACUCCCUCUGGAUUGAGCUGGAUACAAAAUUCAAGAAUCAGACCUGUGGCCUGUGUGGUGACUACAAUGGAGUCCAGGUUUAUGACGAGUUCAUCAAAGAAGGGGAGUCUGUAAGUCUUGAAGAUUAUGGGAAUCCUUGGAUAGCCAAUGGUCCUACUGAAGAGUGUGAAAGCAUCCCCUCUCCCGUCACAGAGACCUGUGAAAAUCAAAAAGAACUCUGUGAAAACCUGCUGAAAGGAACUGCAUUCCUCAGCUGUCAAACGCUGAUUGAUACUGACUCCUUUAUCGAAGCCUGUCUGAAGGACCUGUGCCACUGUAGUAGCACCUCAUGCUUGUGUUCAACCACAUCGGAGUAUUCUCGUCAGUGCGCUCAUGCAGGCGGGGUACCACAGCAAUGGAAGACAGCAAAACUGUGUGCAAAAACAUGCCCUUUCAACAUGCAGUAUAAAGAAUGUGGUAGUCCCUGUGCUGACACCUGCAGCAACCCCCAGAGAAGUCACGUGUGUGAGGAUCACUGCUUAGAUGGAUGCUUUUGUCCAACUGGGACUGUUUUUGAUGACAUUACACAAAGGGGGUGUGUUGCUGCUGACACAUGCUCCUGCUUACACAAUGGCAAGCCAUACAAACCAGGGGAAUCAUACUCAAUGACAUGUCAAACUUGCACCUGUACCCAGGCUCAGUGGCGCUGUGAGAAUAUAGACUGUCCUGGUAUCUGCUCCAUGCUGGGAGGCUGCCACAUCUCCACCUAUGAUGACAAAAUGUAUUCCUUCCAUGGACAGUGCUCUUAUAUUCUCUCCAAGGAUACCAACGGGAUUUUCAGCGUCCUUGCUAACCUGGCCAAAUGUAAAACGUCAGAUAAGUCGACUUGUCUGACUGCAGUCACCCUACUACUGCCUAAAUCCAUGAAGGUUGUAGUUGAAGCUAAUGGACAUGUUUCUUAUAACAAACUGAACACUCCGCUGCCUCUUAUCACGGAUGAUAUAACAGUCUUCAGCCCAUCGACAUUCUUCAUUGUAAUCCACACCAACUAUGGGCUUGUUCUCGAGAUUCAGCUUACCCCCAUUAUGCAGGUCUACAUCAAAGUCAGUGUUUCCAAUAAGGGAAAACUCAGGGGUCUUUGCGGAGAUUUUAAUGAUGUGGAAGCUGAUGACUUCAAGACCACAAAUGGACUGACUGAGGGAACGGCUGGGACAUUUGUCAACACAUGGAAGACCAGACCAUUGUGCUCUGAUGUGACAAAAAUAAUUGGGGACCCCUGCAUUUUGAACAUAAACAAGGAGAAAUAUGCCCAACACUGGUGCGGCCUGCUGUCAGACCCAAAAGCGAUAUUUGCAAAGUGCCAUUCUGUAAUAAAUCCAGAAGACUAUGAAGCUUCUUGUACUUAUGACACCUGUGCCUGUGAUAACAGUGAGGAGUGCAUGUGUGCUGCUAUAUCCUCUUAUGUCCAUGCAUGUGCUGCUGAAGGUGUCGUAUUGAAUGGAUGGAGGAACACUGUAUGCCAGAAAUACAUGACUGGCUGCCCUUCUACUUUUGUGUAUGGCUACCAAAUGACAAGCUGUGGUCGCACCUGCCGCUCUCUUAGUCAGUCAGACUCAACAUGUGAGGUUGAGUUUACCCAGCUUGAUGGCUGCGGCUGUGCUGAAGGAACUUACCUCAAUGACAAUGGACAGUGUGUGCCAGCCUCAAGCUGCUCCUGUUAUAUGGGAGACCAGCAGAUAAGCCCCGGGCAUAUCAUUAAAGUCAAUGGACAAACUUGCUCAUGCCACAGUGGAAAACUAGGAUGUACAGGAACCCAAAUAACUAAAUCAUGUACAGAGCCAAUGAUUUUCUUCAACUGCUCAAGCGCAAAGCCAAGUGACACGGGGUCCGAGUGCCAAAACAGCUGCCAGAUGCUGGACGCAGAAUGUGUCAGCACACAGUGUAUAUCAGGCUGCGUAUGCCCUGCUGACCUGCUGUCGGAUGGUAAAGGAGGUUGUAUUAAGAAGGAGAACUGUCCCUGCACAUAUAAUGGAGAUUCCUAUAAUUCUGGACAGACUGUCACUGUGAACUGCAAUACCUGCACCUGCAAAAGCAGAAAAUGGGAAUGCACAGAUCGUGAUUGUGAUGGAACCUGUAACAUAUAUGGAGAAGGGCAUUACAUCACUUUUGAUGAAAAGAAAUUCUCCUUUAAUGGGGACUGUGGCUACGUCUUCACUCAGGAUUACUGUGAGGGCGAUAUGAAGGGGACCUUUCGGGUCCUGACUGAGAGCAUCCCAUGUGGAACAACUGAAAGCAUCUGCUCCACUGCUAUCAAACUCUACCUAGGGAAUAAUGAAAUUGUUCUUUCAGAGGAAAAUGUGAGAGUUAUCAAACAAAGCAAAGGGCUGGACAUACCCUUUAAAGUCCACACUAUGGGCAUAUACAUUGUCAUUGAGGCAAAGAAUGGUCUUGUUCUCAUUUGGAAUAAGAAGACAACACUCACGAUCAAACUCAAGCCCACAUUCAAGGGAAAAGUAUGUGGUCUUUGUGGGAAUUACGAUGGAAAUAUCAAGAACGAUUUUACCACCAGAAACAAAGAAGUUGUUGUUGAAGCCCUUGACUUUGGAAACAGCUGGAAAGUGUCACCUACCUGCCCUAAUGCUAAAACACACAAAAAUCCCUGCAGUCUGUACUCACACAGGCAAGCAUGGGCAUUAAAACACUGCAGCAUUAUCAAUAGUAUAGCAUUUGCUGGUUGCCAUUCAAAGGUGGAUCCACAAAACUAUUAUGAUACUUGUGUGAAAGACACUUGUUCCUGCAACACAGGAGGAGACUGUGAAUGUUUCUGCUCGGCUGUAGCAGCCUACGCAGCAGCCUGUAAUGAGGCAGGAGCCUGCGUGAAAUGGAGGACUCCCACAAUCUGCCCUCUGUUCUGUGAUUUUUACAACCCUGAUGGCGAGUGUGAAUGGCACUAUGAGCCCUGUGGAAAACCAUGCAUGAAGACAUGCAGCAAUCCCUCAGGAGCAUGCUACAAUCACAUUCCAGCACUAGAAGGUUGCUAUCCAAAUUGCCCACCUGAACGAUCUUAUUUGGAAGAAGAUACAAUGCAGUGUGUGUCUCAGGAAAACUGUGGCUGCUAUGAUAACGAAGGGAAGCAUUAUAAAGAAGGGGCGCUCAUGCCUCCUCAGGAAAUCUGUCACAAGUGUUAUUGUUCUUCAACAAAGAUGGAGUGCAUCUAUGACAUCCAAACUUGCACUUGUUCAUACAAAGGAGAUCUGUACAAGUAUGGAGAGACAGUCUAUAACACACAUGAUGGAAAUGGAACCUGUAUCACGGCUGUUUGUGGAGCAAAAGGAAAUAUUACAAGAAUCAUAGAGACUUGCUCUACAACUACACCCAUCCAGAGAUCAACAACAGUCUUUAAUUUUGAAACAAGUGAGAGACCGACCACAACAACAAUCACACAAGAAUACGCAACAACCACAGAAAGGCCCACCAUUUCAACAACAACCGCAAAGGCAACGACAACGAUCACAGAACAUCCCAUUACUACUGCUGUUACAACAACUACAACGCCUGCCACAACAACCCCUGAAGUUGUAACAAAUACAGUGUUUACAACAGCACCAUCAACAGGACCCAUGGUCACGAUUACAGCUACAAAAGCCACAGAAAAAUCCAGCACCGAAGCUACUACAACCACAGAAAAAACAACAGUGACAGAAAUAUCAACCCCCACAACCACAGAAAAGGAACAAACUACAGCUGCCACAACAUCUGAAGAACCCAGCACCCCAGUAACAACCACAGAAAAGCCUACCAAAAAGACAACCCAAACUCUAACUGAAACACCCACAAUCACAGAAGAAUCCACAGCAACAACUACCAUUACAGAAAAACCCACCACUUUAAUUCUUCAGUCUUCAACAACAGGCGGAACAACUUUAUGUUCCUGCAAGUACAUGGAGCAAUUGUUUUCUCCUGGUAGCUUCAUGUACAAUAAGACUGAUGGAGAAGGCUGGUGUUUCACUGCAUAUUGCAAUUUGACAUGCAAUGUUGAGAAGCUUGCUAGACCAUGUCACCAUGCGACUCCACCAACUCCUACCACCACAACAAGCUCUGGCACUACAAAACAAAUUGGCUCUACAACUGCCAGUACAAUUGCUUCAUCCACAGUGAAGCGUCCCAAAGACUGUUCAUAUCUGGAGCCACCUCGAGAGGAUGGUGAGUCCUGGAGUUCAAACAACUGCACCACAGAAACAUGUGAUAAUGGAAGAGUAACAACAGAACAUGUGCCAUGUGAACCAGUCACCAUGCCUGUAUGUGAAAAUGUGCGGCCACCAGUCAGGGUUUAUGAUGAAGGGGGCUGCUGUUUCCACUAUGACUGCACAUGUGUUUGCACUGGCUGGGGAGAUCGUCAUCAUCUGACAUUUGAUGGCCAGCACUACAGCUUCCAGAAAAACUGCACAUACGUCCUUGUCAAAGAGAUCGUUCCUCGACACAAUUUUAAAAUUCUUAUCGACAACGAAAACUGUAAUCCCGAAGGAACUGGUGCCUGUGCUAAAUCCUUGAUCGUGUAUUACAAAAACUAUGAAGUUAUUCUUACACAGGAGAGAAACCCAAUCGUAAAUAAGGUAUUCAUCAACGGCAAGCAGGUAAUCCCAACCUACUCCAAUGAUGACUUCACCGUAACUAGUACAGCAAUUGAGCUGCUUUUGAGAAUUCCGGAAAUUGAAGCCAUUGUGAUGUUCAAAGCGCUUUUUUUCAGCAUUGACCUGCCGUUUUCCCUUUUCCACCACAACACAGAGGGACAGUGUGGUAACUGUGACAAUAACAGGACAAAUGACUGCAGAUUACCAAAUGGCCAGAUUAAUCCCGCAUGCUCUCAAAUGGGACAGUGGCAUAUAUCGGAUAAGAAUAAACCAUAUUGUGAGAACCCAUCUCCUCCACCAACACCAAAACCAACAGCUACAGGAAAACCCUGCCAACCUGAUAUCUGUGAAAUUCUGAUCAGCCAGGUGUUUGAGGAAUGCCACAAAGUAAUCCCACCAACACCAUUUUACGAGAGCUGUAAAUUUGAUGUUUGCUACAUGGAAAGUUCCACCAUUGGUUGUUCCAGUAUGGAGACAUAUGCCAUGAUGUGUGCUGAAGCAUCUGUCUGUAUAACCUGGAGGAAUGCUACAAAUGGACAGUGUGAACUUGAAUGUCCACACAAUAUGGUAUACAAGCCUUGCGGGCCAAUUGUUGUUCCAACUUGCAAUGCAAGAUCCAAUGAGAGGCAUGCACAACAAUGCCAGGAAAGAAAUGGCAAAAAAAACCAAGCUUGUGAUGACAUCAUAGAGGGAUGUUUCUGCCCAGAGGGGAUGACCCUGUUCAGCACAAUUUCUGACCUCUGUGUCACCUCCUGUUGUACUGGACCUGACGGCCAACCUAAACAGAAUGGUGAGACUUGGCAGAGCAACUGUAAUCAGUGUACUUGUGAUGAGGACACUCAGAGUGUUCAGUGUAAGCCUCUCACAUGUCCCACUGAGGAGCCAAUAACCUGUACCAAGGAAGGUGAGCUGUUGAAGAAGCGCAAAGUGGACUGCUGUGAUAGACAGACCUGUGAAUGUGAUAGGGACCUCUGUGCGUUGCAUAAACAGAAGUGCGAACUAGGAUUUGAGUUGGAGAUCCAAAUGUCAAAUGACACUUGCUGCCAGUCUUACAGCUGUGUACCCAAAGGCGUCUGUGUCUUCAAUGAUACUGAGUACAAGCCAGGUAUGGAUUUCUUCAAAGACCCAUGUGAAUCAUGCAGCUGUACUAACAAUCAGGAUCCCGGAAGCAAGUUGAACCACCUUAUGUGUUUUGUGAUAGACUGUGGCCCACUGUGUCCAGAGGGCUAUGUGUAUGAAAACCAACCUGGACAAUGUUGUGGAUCAUGUAAAAAAAACAGCUGUGUUGUGGAGGUCCCAGGCUUCACUUCUCCGAUAAUCAUUAAACCUUCUCAGUCUUGGUCACCGCCAAAUGAUAAGUGUAUCAAGUAUGAUUGCCAAAAGGUGAAGGAUGACUUCAUAACCUUUAAAAGUCUAACAACAUGUCCUGCAUUUGAUCCAGCAAACUGCAUUCCUGGAACUGAACAAAGUGAUAACAUCGGUUGUUGCAAAACUUGUACUCCAAAAAGCAACUGUCAAAUGAGCAAGAACACCACCUAUCUGCAGACAAAGGACUGCAAGUCAGUUGUGCCAGUGGAAAUUACAGCCUGUGCAGGACCUUGUGGAGCGUCCUCAUCAAUGUACUCUGCGGAAAAAGAGCUUUUGAUGCAUUCAUGCUCAUGCUGUCAAGAAAUGGCCACCAGUAAGAAGGAGGUGGAGAUGACCUGUAAUGAUGGCAGAAAGAUAAAGCACUACUACAUUUCAGUUGACAAGUGUGGUUGCCAAGUCGCUAAAUGUCAGGACAUCUCAGACUAAUGUAAAAAAUUAGCAAGACAACAUUGAAAACUAAGCUUAGUUGAAGGAGAAAAUUAACUAAUAUACUUACAUAAACAUUAACAAAUCCUCUCCAAAAACUAUUAGCUAGUCGAGACUCAAUAUGUGAAGACCCACACCUCUGUGUAUUCAGCAGCCCCAAAUAAGGGUAGAUAAGUUUAACCUUUUAAACAGCAGAGCUGUUGUGGUCGGAAUUUUUGUAACCCCCUGGAAGUUGUCCCUUUAUACUCAUCAUCUUCUCAUUUAUUGUCAGGGAGGCAGGUCCACAUAGUGCCCUGUCAUGUCAGCACAUAUUUGUGUCCUGGUGUCUCUUUUAGCUUUUGAAGAGGAUUUUCCUUUUAUGGAAACUUAACAAUGUGGUGUUUUCAAUCUUAGAGGGUGUUUCUCUUUCUUUUACUGUAAAUGACUUGAGAGUCAAAAAUACACAAGAAUGGCUUCAGAUAUUAUAGAACACUGUAGUAAUAUUUUCUUUUGGGGAAAGGGAUUAUAUUUGUGGUAAAAUGUGAAAGAUUUGAAACAUGGAUUUGAAUUUUAAAUGAUUGUUGGUCAUUAUUUUAAACAGCUCCAUCUAUGUUGAUGAAUUAACUCACAACCCAUUGAAUAUAUAAAUAAAAGAAGGUACGAAUACUCAGGCUAUCUUUGCCCUGCAUCUUAUGUGUCAAACUUCUGCAAAUAUGAAUGUCUUUAUUGUCAUUAAAAUCUAAUGUUUAC